Molecule: messenger RNA, 986 nt
Organism: Lotus japonicus
Lineage: Eukaryota; Viridiplantae; Streptophyta; Magnoliopsida; Fabales; Fabaceae
Product: CASP-like protein 4B4
Exons: 3
Coding region: 248-805 (185 amino acids)
Source: RefSeq, a predicted model, not a curated record
AAUAACUCUAGAAUUUUAUAAAUGAUAUUGUAUUAAGAAUAAUCAGAUUCUUUUUAAAACUAGGAGGAGGCAGUAAAAAACUAAACACACACCUCAAACUUCGUGUUUAUAUAUUUAUUUCACUUUGUCUUGACUUGAGGAUAGCUUUCUUCUUCUUAUUCAUCUUGAUUUUGGGUUUUCACUUUUUCAUUUUUCAAAUCAUUGUAAUAUCUAAAUGUAAAAGCUUGUAGUUCAACGGGUGUCAAAUAUGGCAGUUUCAAAGUCAGAAAUAAAGGAUAUAGACAUGCCCCCAGAAACUAGUGAAGGCGCAGUAGUGGUGCUCCUAAGGCAGUGGGAGAGGGAAGUUUUGCUCGAGAGAGGUUUGUUGUGGUUGAGAGUAAUUGCUUUUGUUUCCUCUUUCAUUUCCUUCAUCACCAUGGCAAGCAACAAGCAUGGCGGUUGGAAAGAUUUCGACAAGUAUGAAGAAUUCAGGCAUUUGCUGGCCACAGCCAUUAUAUCUAGUUUGUACACUGGUUACCAAGUUUUUCGUCAAGUUCAAGAACUUUACACUGAAAUAAACCUACUUCGACCGAGAUCUGCAGUGUUGAUUACUUUUUCUUUUGUUGGAGAUCAGGUUAUGGCAUAUCUCAUGAUGUCAUCAGUAUCAUCCGGGAUUCCAAUGACAAGUGGGAUGAGGAGUGUAGAAGACAAUAUAUUCACAGAUUCUUUAGCUGCAGCCAUUAGCAUGUCCUUUUUUGCCUUUUUGUGUCUAGCACUAUCAGCCCUUAUAUCAGGAUAUAAACUAUCAACUCAAAUUUAUAGCUAAAUUUCCAUAAAAUUUCCCUUAUAAUGCGUUAUCAUUCCAUAACUUCUAUACCAAAUACAGUCAUGCAUCCAUCCAUAUAUUUGUGUAAAGAAGAGAAAUUAAUUAAGAACCUCAUACUUUAAUUCUGUAUUAUUAAAAUGGGCUGAGAUUCAAGGUGUUGAUCCUUUUUAUAUGUUGCUUA